AUGCCGGACCGGCACGGAGGAACUCCUGCCAGGAGCUCGGAGCUCUUGCUCACUCAACCUGAGCUGCUCGCGGGAUUUGGAUCACGAUUUGGCCGCCCGCUGCUGUCCACUUUCAACAAACAAGGGAUUGCUCGCUUCAUGUAUAAUGGGUCUAUCAAAGUUGCCGCUGUCAACAUGGAAAAUCCCACUUAUGUGGACGUGGGUGAAAAAUCGGUUGGACACUCUUCACGCACAUUGUUGAAGUCAAAUGCGCCCAAGCAGCAAAGCAAAGUCCGGACAAGCGCCAAUCUCGGCAACGACAGUCGCAGUCAACGCGUCCCUCUUCUGCACUUCACCAGUCACUGCGCUCCACGUGUCGUGGAGCAAUGGCUGCUCCGACGUCACUCCACUGCAAGUUGA
Phytophthora nicotianae INRA-310 is the source of this 399-nucleotide messenger RNA. RefSeq lists its product as hypothetical. The coding region runs from base 1 to 399 and encodes 132 amino acids. The record is from RefSeq and is a predicted model, not a curated record. NCBI's taxonomy places the organism in Eukaryota, Oomycota, Peronosporomycetes, Peronosporales, Peronosporaceae. The transcript is spliced from 3 exons.